Prunus armeniaca (apricot) is the source of this 489-nucleotide messenger RNA. The record is from the annotation of a GenBank genome assembly. NCBI's taxonomy places the organism in Eukaryota, Viridiplantae, Streptophyta, Magnoliopsida, Rosales, Rosaceae.
AUGACAUUUAAUCAUGGCCAACUUAUUAGUCUCAAAUCAUCCACUCUGUCGGUAGUGUCUAAUGCUAAUGGUACCCCUUCCCCUGUGGUUGGGGAGGGCUCUCUAUCUCUCUCUACUUCCCUACAUAUGGAUUCUGUAUUGCUUGUUCCGUCAUUGGACCAUAACUUGUUGUCUAUUGCACAACUUACUACUACUUUGGGGACAUCAUCAUGGGAAAGACGGUUGGUUGUGGUACUUGGUGGGGCAAACUCUACUACUUGGACUAGGCACCGGAUAGUGAGACCAAAGUUGGUCAAGCUUUCACAACUAGUGGAACUCGUUCUGAGGGGGAGAGUGACAAAGUUUGGUUAUGGCAUAAACCUCUUGGGCAUGCCUCGUUCGGUUAUCUUAAGAAGUUGUUUCCAUCAUUAUUUUCCAGUCUUGAUGUUUCCAGCUUCCAAUAUGAUACGUGUGAAUUGGCUAAAAGCCAUUGUGUCCCGUUCCCAUUGA